Messenger RNA from Drosophila suzukii, 1966 nucleotides. The record is from RefSeq and is a predicted model, not a curated record. NCBI's taxonomy places the organism in Eukaryota, Metazoa, Arthropoda, Insecta, Diptera, Drosophilidae.
AGUUAGUUGAACUGGGCUGACCGUCGAUUGAAGUUCGUGAACCGCAGCAAACGUGACGAAAAUGGAACCAAAGGUAUCGAUUGCGUCACUACUACUACUGCUAUCUGCAAUUAAGGCGGUGGAGAACCAACCAAACACCGGAAGUCUUUCCAAUCAAAAAAGAACACCUUCGAGUAAUGAGCACUGCGAAGACUACAACGAUAUUUCCAGUUGGAUGAAAGAGCAGUUGAAUCUUAAUUCCCGAUUGAGACACUUUCAGAGAGAUCUGGAUUUUAUUCUUAGUUCCCUUAAUAGAACGACUUCUCCAAAGAUGUGCUACUUCUAUGAGGAAGACACCCUAAAAUUAGUCAUUGAUCAACUUAAUGCAAUCCAAAAAGGCAGUGGAAACCAAACAGGACAGCUUGAGUCCAACCUGGACCUGGAAAGUAGCCUAGAAAUUAUUUUACCACAGAUAAGAAAUUUAUUACCGAAGGGCAUCCAAAGCUGCUGUGCAAAUUUCGGAAAAUUAAUUGAAAAGAUAAAAGAUGAUCUAGGAAAAACAUUGAAGGCUCUGAAAAGAAAACUAAAAGAAGUUCGCUCAGAAAACUCCAGAGAGAACGAAGUGAUUCAGAAGAAACUAAAAGACCUGGAGAAUCAAAUAGAAGAAACGAAACCAAGCCUAGAAAGGUUGCAAAUACAAAUGGGAGACAAUGAUGAAAACACCAAAUGCUGUUCUAAACUGGAAAAAGAAAUUCAGGAUUUGGACAAUAAGCUAAAAACGAUGAAAAGUGAAGUAGGUGACAAAACUCAGAAGCUGGACAAUCAGCUAAAAAAGCUAAGAGAUAAACAAGGGAAUGCAGAUGAAUUAAUAAAAAUUGUUAAGGAAAAUAUAGAAGAUGGUGCUGAAAAUAUCAAAAAUAUUCUUAGCCAGUGCGACAAAAAUUGUGUGAAUAAAAACAGUUCCGAAGACAAAAAUUUGGAAAAUAAAUACCUUUUUGAUUUGGAAAAGAAAACUGAAAACUUACAGAUGCUGGUCGAAACCCUUUUCAAGAAGUUCGGCGAUUUGGACAUCAAGGGAUCAACCAACUUAAGUGUAACACUAAAUACUUGUCUGGAAAAUGGAGAAAUGCUAUCCAAAAUUAAAUCUCAUCUUCAAUAUUUGGAAAAGCAAAAAAAUGAAUCAUGUUUCGAGGGAUCGCCUAAACAAAAUUGUUCCUCUAAUGAAGGGCUGAAAAAACAUUUUAAAGAGCUACAAAAAGAAGGUGAAACUUUACGUAAAGAUCUGAAAAAAUUCGCAAAGUGCUGUGACAAAAUAGACGAUCUCAACCUGCAGGUUGCUAGAUUGGAAAGUUUGCUUAAGGAAAUGAACCAAACUUAUAAUGAUCACCUUAAAGAUAACUCAAAUCAAAUUGAUGCCAUAAGAAAAAGCAUGGAUGAUUCUUUGAAAAAGCUGGGCACCAAUAAUCAACCGAAAGAUAUCGAAGAUCUUAAGGAGCAAAUAAGUGACCUCAAGAAAUUGCUAGACCAAGCUAAGAUCAAGUUUGAAAUUUUAAAAGAUCGACAAGAUGGGCUUGUGAAAAAAAAGGAACUCAUGGAAAAUUCAACAUACUCUCCAAAUGAGUUGACAGGUCUGAAAAAGGAUUUCGAAGUGUUCAACAAAGAUGUUGACGGAAAGUUAAAGGACUUCGAACUUCUAAAGAAAAAAAAGAAGGACGCCAUGCCACUACUAGAGAAAUUCAAAAAUGAAGUUAGUCAAGAUCUGGAUAAAAUAAAGAAAAGUCUUUCAGGCUCUGACGACCUGGGAAAACAGGUUAAGGAUCAGAUUGAAGAUCAAAAAAAGCAGGCGAAUCUUAUGCUUGAUUGCAAGAAUAGGUGCAUGAAUAUUGACAAGAUGGAUGAUCUCAUAGAUCGAGUCGAGGACAUGGAAAAGCUUGUCAACAUAAAGAAAUCAAGAACAAGACGUUGGAAACGAAAAAGUUAUGUAUGA